AUGCGAAUCACAUUGGUGUUAGAGGCAGCCACCUGUGCUGACAUUGGAACUGACAUUAAUAAUGGCAGUUUUAAUGCCCUAGGUGGAGUUCGAAGUUACCAGCUUCAAAAUUGGAAGCAGAAAGCUAUUCGAACUAAGAAAGCAGAAUUCAUCCGCACAGCUGAAAAAUAUAAAAAUCAAGUUAUUAACUUAGAAAAAGAUAAGAACAGUCAUUUCUACAACCAAAAAAAUGUCUUCAGAAUUGAGCAUAGUAUGCUUGAGGAAUUGGAAAAUAAAUUGAUUAUCAACAGGAAAACAGAAAUUGUUGAAAAGCUCAGAGAAAUGAUGGAAGAAAUUGAAAAUGCAAUUAAUACUUUCAAAGAAGAGCAGAGGUUGAUUUAUGAAGAGCUUAUUAAAGAAGAGAAGACAACUAAUAAUGAACUGAGUGCUAUAUCAAGAAAAAUUGACAUCUGGGCUUUGGGUAAUUCAGAAACGGAGAGAGCUUUCAGAGUCAUGGCAAGCAAGAUGCCUGUAGACAAAGUAGCACCAAGUAAUCUUCCAGAAGAAGUGGUGGAUUUUGAGAAAUUCCUUCAGCAAACAGGAGGGCGGCAAGGAGGCUGGGACAACUAUGACCACCAGAGCUUUGUAAAAGUGAGAAACAGAUACAAAGGGAAGCCAGCGUUUAUGGGAGAAGUUCUAGAACACCUUCCUGGAAGGACACAGGAGGAAGUGCAGCAGCAUGAGAAAUGGUAUCAAAAGUUUCUGGCUCUAGAAGAAAGCAAAAAAGAGUCUAUUCAAAAUUGGAAAACUAAAAAGCAGCAAAAAAAGGAGGAAAUUUUCAAGACAAAGGAAAAGGCAGAGGAUAUGCUUCUUCUUUGUCAUAAUAAACAAGAAGAUGGUCAAAAACUAAAAGAAGAAAGAAGAAAACAGAAAUUGGCAGUUGAAGCUUGGAAAAAACAGAAAUGCAUAGAAAUGUCCAUGAAAAAUGCUUGUCAGUUCAAAGAUGAGGAAGAGAGAGAAAGAAAACAGCAGAAGGAGCGGCAACGCCAGUUUAAACUAAAACUACUACUAGCAAACUAUACCCAGCAGAAGAAAGAGCAAGAAGAAUUCUUGAGGCUUGAAAAGGAGGUGAGGGAGAAGGCAGAAAAGGCUGAAAAAAGGAAAACUGCUGCUGAUGAGAUUUCCAGGUUUCAAGAAAGAGAUUUACAUAAACUUGAAUUGAAAAUUCUAGACAGACAGGCAAAGGAAGAUGAAAAGGCAGAAAAACAAAGAAGAAGGGCAAAAUUAAAAGAGAAGGUUGAAAACAAUGUUAGUAGAGAUCCAUCUAGGCUUUACAAACCUACCAAAGGUUGGGAAGAGCGAACCAAAAAGACAGGACCAACAGGCUCUGGGCCACUCCUAUUUAUCCCACAUAGGGCUAUCCCAAGCUGGAGACAAGGAUUAUAGAGAAACAUGUGAAGAUAAUGAAAUUGGUAUUCAGUUAAUAACAGUGUUAGCAUAUUUUGUUAUGUUGGGAGAUAGUGUUACUAACCAUGGUCUUUAAAUAGCAUUAGCAUAGUUAGAUUGAUUAUUAAUUGUGCUUGUAUGUGAAUUGACAGGUAUUAGGUUUCUUGCUGGCAUUGCAUUUGUAUUUCGUUUAUGCUAAAAGGGAUAUUUAAUGUGUGUUUGUUGGCUUAUUGGUAUACAAGUUUGUUACAAACAUUAAAAAAUGCAUAGAACAUUUUGAAAGAUACCUUGUUUUGUUAUGAUAAAAUAAAUUGGGACAAUCAUUGAUAUUUUCUAAACCAAAAAUUUUCAAAUUUUCAAUCUGGUGAUAAGUUACUGUCUUGAAUAACAAAAAUACUGAGUUUUGGUUGUUAGAGUGAAAUAAGUUAGUACUUUUUCUAAGUUUAACAAAUUGGUACUUUUGCAGUUAUUACUUUUUGGUGUAAUAUUUUGUACUUAUUUAAAAGCAUGUUUUGUUUUAUAGAUAAUAUUUAUUCCAAAAAUGUACCUCUCACAUCACAAACCAUUUCAAUUGUAUUAUUGAUAACAUCUCUUUGGUUUCCUCAGCUAUUUCAAAUUUCUCUCUACUGAAUACAUUCAUAAAAUCUUAAUGCCUUUCAUAUCUUUUUGGCUAAUGCAAUUUUCUUUCUGCUCCUGUUUAUCUCUCAAUAUUAAAAUUCAUUAUCUGAAA
Echinops telfairi (small Madagascar hedgehog) is the source of this 2155-nucleotide messenger RNA. It is a transcript of the gene CCDC112, whose product is annotated as coiled-coil domain containing 112. The transcript is spliced from 9 exons. NCBI's taxonomy places the organism in Eukaryota, Metazoa, Chordata, Mammalia, Afrosoricida, Tenrecidae. The record is from RefSeq and is a predicted model, not a curated record. Bases 1 to 1425 code for a protein of 474 amino acids.